AUGGAAUCAGUUGACAAAUUGAAAGCUAAGCGACAAUACGUGCGUGCAAGUUGCACUAAAUUACUUACAAAAUUAGAGACUGCUUUAACUAGUGGUAUUGAAGAAACUGAUGUGGAAGAACUUUUGGAACUUAAUGAACAUUUUCUUGAUAAAGAAAACUUGUUGAAAACAUUAAAUUCGGAAAUUGAAAAGCAAUGGACUGAAGCGGAGGGCUUUGAAAAAGAACUUGAAACUUGCGAAAAAUAUUCCGAGCAAAUUUUGUCUGCCAAGUUUAAAAAUAAACAGCGGAUUAAGAAGUUAAAUAAGGACAAUAGUUGCAACGAAAGUGCUUUGUUGAACUCGACUGUUUCUGAAACAGGUGCUUCUAACAUGAAAUUGCCUAAGUUACGAAUUGAUAAAUUUUCUGGUGAUCCUAGUUCAUGGUUAGAAUUCUUUAACAGUUUCCAGACAUCAAUUCAUCAAAACAAAUCGCUGAGUAAAACUGAAAAAUUUUCCUACUUGAAAUCACUGUUAACUGGACAAGUUUACAAUGUUGUAAAAAGAUUUCAACUUUCUGAAGAAAAUUACGAGUCGUGUCUUGAGCUUUUGAAGCAGCGUUUCGGUGAAACCGAUCUUAUUAUAAACACUUACAUGAAUAAUCUACUGAACCUUCAACCCGUUAAAAAUUCUUCAAAUUUAAGUGGUCUACGGGAAUUACACGACCAGUGCGAAGUUAACAUUAGAAGUUUGCAAAAUCUUGGAGUCACAUCUGGUUCAUACGGUCAUUUAUUAAAUCCAAUUCUUAUGAAAUUACUACCUCAAGAUAUGAUGUUGGAUUUUCAUCGUAAGUGUAAACCCGAAAGCGGUAAGGACGUUUCUGAAUUGCUUAAUUUUUUGAGAAAUGAAAUUAAAUGUCGUGAAGUAAUGUCGACUGUUUAUAACUCUUGUAGUUCCAGUAAAGUAUGCAGUGACUCUAGGGCUAAACCUGAUAAUGGUCAAAAACAGAACCCACGUUUUGGGAAGGGAAACAUUUCAACAAUGACUUUAAAUACAUCUCAAAAUGUACUACCAGAAAAAUUGUUUUGUAUAUUUUGUAAAUCACAUAAUAAUCAUUUUUCUAAUAAUUGUGACGUCGUAGCAGAUAAUGUUAAAAGACAAAUACUCAAGAAAGAAGGUCGUUGUUAUAAAUGUUUUCGUAAAAACCAUCUUUCUGCUGAAUGCAGAAGUAAAAUUGAUAAAUGUAACUUUUGUAAUGAAUUUAGUCAUAACAAAUUGUUUUGCAAAUUAAGUCAAACUUCUAGCAACAAUCUUAAUACAAAUACUCUAGUGUCUCUAACGCAAUCUGAAACAUCUAAGGAAUUUAAAGCGACACUUUUGCAGACUUGCAUUAUUGCUAUACCAGCAAAUAGCGGUAAAGAACUAGUAAAUUGUUUUAUUGACCCUGGAAGUGAAAGGACAUUUUUGACGAGAAAACUUGUAAACUCUUUAAAAUUAAAACCAAUUAGGAAAGAAAAACUAAUGAUCUAUUCCUUUGGUCAGCCUAAACCCCAAGAAAUUAUUUAUGAUGUUGUGUCAGUGGAGUUACGCAGCAUAUUUAAUUCUAGUUCCCUGAAAAUUGAAGCUCUAGUUACAGAUGUUAUUACUUGCGCAAAAUUGAAACAAGCUCCUCGCGACCUUCAUAGACUUCUUUGCUCACAAGGGUAUAAAUUGUGUGAUCCUAAAAGGGAAGAUGAAAUAGGAAUCCUGUUAGGCUCUGAUUAUGCUUGGCAAACUAUGAGGGGUGAAGUUAAACAGUUACCGGGUGGGUUGUUUAUUAGUGAAACUAUAUUCGGACAUACUGUUCAGGGCCCAUUGGAAUCGGAAAACUUUAACUCAACAGCGGGAGUGCAUUUUAUGAGCACCGCUGAUGCAGAAUUAAACAAUGAAAUAAAGAAAUUUUGGAGUUUGGAAUCGCUAGGCAUAAUAGCUAACGAGGCAAAUAAUUCAGAUUUGGCUAUCGUGAAAGAUUUCGAAGAAAAUCUAAAAUUUGUCGAUGGUAGGUAUGAAACGAAACUUUUGUGGAAACCCCAUGAACUUACGUUAAGCAAUAAUUUUAAGAUUGCAGAGUACCGUUUCGAAAAUUUAAAGCCUAAAUUAUAUAAAAACGAAUGGUUGCUGCAAAAUUACAAUGCUAUUAUGCUAGAACAGUUAAGAGACGGUGUAAUUGAAUCAUGUAAAAAUGAAACGCGUGAUACGAAAAGUUAUUAUAUGCCGCACAGACCUGUAGUAAGAAAAGAAAAAUCAACGACAAAGGUUAGGAUUGUUUAUGAUGCCUCAUCAAAAUCAACAAAUUGUAACUCUCUUAAUGAAUGUCUUGAUUCGGGACCGAAUUUGAAUCCAAACAUUUUAGAUGUCAUAUUAAAAUUUCGAAAAAAUAAAAUAGGAUUUUCCGCUGAUAUCGAGAAAGCUUUUCUCCAAAUUAAAAUUGCAGAAGAAGAUAGGGAUUACUUGAGAUUCUUAUAUUUUGAAGAUUGCGACAGUAGCAAAGAAACCAAAUCUUAUCGAAUGACUCGUGUCCCCUUUGGUGUGACGAGUAGCCCCUUUAUUUUAGCUUCCACUAUUAAGUAUCAUAUAAAAAAAUACGAAAAAAGUAAUUUUGAAACAUACAACAUGCUUAACACUUCACUUUACGUGGAUGAUUUAUUUUUUGGUUCCGAAACUGUUGAAUCUGCUGUUAAAUUGUCCACUGAAGCUGUUACGAUCUUGAAAGAAGCGGGUAUGAAUCUUAGAAAAUUUCAGACCAAUUCAAUUGAAUUAAAUGAAUGGCAUAAAUCUGACUUUUGUGUAAGUACGGAGGAAAAUACAAAAAAAGCCUUUUCAAGUAUUAGGUAUAAAUUGGGACACUGA
Messenger RNA from Uloborus diversus, 2865 nucleotides. RefSeq lists its product as uncharacterized. Bases 1 to 2865 code for a protein of 954 amino acids. Lineage: Eukaryota; Metazoa; Arthropoda; Arachnida; Araneae; Uloboridae. The record is from RefSeq and is a predicted model, not a curated record. The transcript has a single exon. Gene Ontology annotation, molecular function: nucleic acid binding; zinc ion binding.